GGCUUUAACUCCUCCAAAUUCCAAUGGUGAACCCUGCGCGAUAACCUUUUCAGAUGGGAGCGAAAAUGCUUAUGGUGCGGUAAUGUACCUAAGAUGGAACUCUGAUCAGGGAUCAGUGAUCAAACUUGUGGAGUCCAAAGCCAAACUGACACCAUUAGACCACAAAGGAGACGCUGUCAAAGCAGAGAUGUGCGGAGCAGUGUUCGCUUCGUGGCUGCGGAAGUACUUUGAGCAGCAUUGCCAAAUUCGAGUUGGAAAAUGGUACCACUUGGUUGAUAGCCAAACAGUCCUUGGCGCUAUACAGCGAGAAAGCUAUGGCUACAAAACAUUCUUCGCUAACAGGAUUGGAGAAAUCCAAGGAAUUACGAAGGCGCAGGAAUGGUGGUGGAUACCAGGUCCACAGAACAUUGCAGAUAUGAUCACUAGGGGGGCUAAUCCUCAAAAUCUUGAUGAAAAUUCAGAGUGGCAGAAUGGGCCGAAGUUCUUGAGCUUACCAGUAGAUGAAUGGCCAGUCAAGUCAGGAAAGGAUUUGGCAGCUUCUGCCCGAGAAAGCAUCAGUAAGCUUCAAAAGAAGGCAUUUGCAGCUGCACUGGCAAGGUCUAAAGCGAAAACGCAGGAACCAGUUGAAUUAUCAAGGCAAAAUGAGGAUCUUAUCCAAGUCCAAAUAUAUCCCAGAAGACCACCUGCAGGAUUAGCUGUCCAAAACUUAUUCAUUGUGGAAAGAUUCAGUGAUCUAUCCAGACACAUAGUUAAAACAGUAGCUUGGGUUUGGAGAGCAGUGAAGAAGUUCCUUGGCAGGGAUCGGACCCUAAACAACCCAAAGUGGGAGGCAGUCUCUUCAACAGGAACCAUAUCAGUGAGGGAAAGAGAAGACGCCCUACGAGACAUUUUCCUUGCUGCGCAAGAAGGUAUAACCUUCCCCAACACCACCAAAGACAGGCUGGUAGCCUAUAAGAAUCCAGACUCUGGGCUAUUGGUUUGUGGCGGAAGAGUGCAGGUUUUUAAAGAAGAUCAAGUUAGUGUUCCAAUCCUUCCCUACAACGCAUGGGUGUCUACACUGCUAGCCCGAGAAUCUCACAGAGAAAGCCACGGGGGUUUGGCUGAAACUUUACUUAGGAUGAGGAGGAAGGCUUGGGUCAUCAGGGGUAGACGAAUAGCCCAAAAGGUUGUUGACAGCUGUGUUCAGUGUCGGAAGACCAAAGCAAAGAAAUGCCAACAAGUGAUGGGUGAUUUACCACCAGAGAGGUCGCAGCCAGCUGUACCCUUCGAAUUUACAACAGUGGAUCUCUUUGGACCCUACCUGGUGAGAGAUGAUGUUAAGAAAAGAGCUUCUAUGAAGGUCUGGGGAGUUGUCUUUUGCUGUAUGUCAAGCAGAGCAAUCCAUGCAGAGCUGGUAAACACCCAAUCAACUGAAAGUUUCUUAAUGGCCUUCCAAAGAUUUGCUGCAGUUAGGGGCUAUCCUAAGAAGAUCUAUUCAGAUCCAGGAACCAAUUUCAUUGGGGCAAGACCAGUUCUACAGGAGCUUUACAAAUUCUUGGAGGGCAUCGACAAGUCCGCUCUAGGAGAAAUGGCCGCACAAAAUGGAACAGAGUGGAUGUGGAAGAUCCAUCCAGCCAAUUCUCCACACAGAAAUGGAGCUGGAGAAGCUGCAGUACGCAUUCUAAAAAGGGCACUCCAAAACUGUGGAGUCGAGUCUACUCUCACUUACAGUGAAUUCCAAACAGUCCUUCAAAUGGCAGCCAAUCUCGCAAACGAACGGCCCAUCGAUGCCAGAGCACAAGCCCAGGAAGACUGCAUCCAGUAUGUAACUCCAAAUGCACUACUGCUGGGGCGAGCAUCUCAAAGCGGUGAUGUCAAAACAUUUGACUUUUCCAGUUACCCAUUCAAACGCCUCCAAACAAUGCAGUCGAUGGUGGAUAAAUUCUGGAGACACUGGAGCCAGCUUGCAGGUCCUAAUUUAUUCUUAAGGACAAAGUGGCAUACCAUGCAUAGGAACGUUGCAAUUGGAGACAUUGUCUGGAUAGCGGAUCAAAAUGCACUCAGAGGCCAGUUCAAACUUGGCAGAGUAAUCAGUGUCAAUCAAGACAGCAAGGGUGCCGUAAGAGACGUCAAUGUCCGAACCUUCCCAAGUUACCCUGUUCCUAUCACAAAGCCCUCAAAAGCAACAACUAAGAACCAUCCAGUGUCAAAAAGAUGCAAAGAGAAGAUCCCAAGUACCGUUCUUCACAGAGACAUCAGAAGACUGGUGGUCCUUCUUCCAAUUGAAGAGCAAAUGAACAAGUAAUUUAGUAAAACAAUCUAACUUGUCUACAAUUAGUAGUGCCAAACAGUUUGCCUUCUAAGCAUUGCGAUUUCCACUUGUAUCCAAGGAAAAUCGAGUGGGAGGUGUCAAGUCAAACUGAGAAAGAUAUAAAUUAAUUACAAAUUUAAUAUAAACAAAUAAAUAAAUAACAUGGAAAAAUAUAAAUAAUAAAUAAAGAACUAUAGUAGUCUCAGCCAAUCGGAGCAAGGGGCAGAAAAGAGGAACUGAAAAAAAAAAUCCAGUGCUGUGAGGAGCGCGGCUGGCGAGCUCUGCGGAAAUUCCUGGCUGAACGCAAUAAAGAAAAGUGCACAGAUGUCCAACAUCAUCGAAUCCCGGAGUGGAAGCCGGUUUUUCACCUUUCUUGCUGGCAUAUUUGAUACUUUCAAUAAAAAAGAAGAGUGAAAUCCAGUCAAGGCUCCAUCGAUGAUGUUUCCCUCCCUUUCAAGCGGGGAUAUUGUGCACAUAAACAAAUAAGCUUG
This is a messenger RNA of Megalobrama amblycephala (Wuchang bream), 2781 nucleotides long. RefSeq lists its product as uncharacterized. The transcript has 2 exons. Lineage: Eukaryota; Metazoa; Chordata; Actinopteri; Cypriniformes; Xenocyprididae. Gene Ontology annotation, molecular function: nucleic acid binding. The coding region runs from base 83 to 2284 and encodes 733 amino acids. The record is from RefSeq and is a predicted model, not a curated record. Gene Ontology annotation, biological process: DNA integration.